AUAAUAACUGUUUGCUCUCACCAUAUAGGGGGCAAGUAGGGGGCGCUAAAUUCAAGAUGGACGCGCCCUGCGUCUAUGUGAGCCGGGGUUCUCGCGGUCAUCAUGGUGAGGUGAUGCCGGUGAUACGAUAUUUCUCUACGUUAUCCGUUCUCGCGGACGUUUUAAGUUUGUUGUUUUAAUUAAUAUAUGUAGCUUUAGCACCUAUAGAUUGCAUUUCUCGCGACUUUCUGUAUGCCACGUGAGCUGCAUUAGUCGUUUGUGUCUACGUUGUUCUUGGGGACUUCGCAGCUCGGCGGACCAUGUCCACGACUGAACUUCAGGAGGAGGAAGUAGAGGUACUGUUGUCGAUCUAUGAUGGCGACGAGAAUUUCAGGAAGUUGUCCCCAACGGUGUUCCAGUACAAGAUCGGUGAACAAGGAAGCCCGAAAUCGUUUCUGUUCGAAGUAUCGUGGCCCGAGCGAUACCCGAACGAAAUGCCAAAUUUUAACUUGGAGACGUUUUACAACAAACAUCUAGCUCAGGAUGUGAAAGACGCCAUUGUGACCGCACUAAAGGAACAAGCUGAACUUGAACUGGGUACCCCCAUGACCUACACUCUCCUUGAGUGGGCCAAGGAACAUGCGGACGAGCUGACCGAGAGGCAACCUGAGCAACCCGCGCCCGUCGACAGGCCCAUGGAAGUUGACAGGCCAAAGGAACCAGAAGCAGUAGCCAAGAAGGAGGUCAAGCAGCCCAAGCUGAGUAAAAGCCAAAAGCGGAAACUGGCAGGGAGGUUACUCCCCACCGGAGAGCUCCCGCGAGGUCACGACUGGGUCGACGUGGUUAAGCACCUCUCACAAACUGGGACGGCAGCAACGUGACACUAGCGUGCCAAGUGUACUCGCAGGGGGGUGAUCCUCCACCACCAGCUGGAAGCAAAAUCCGAAACUCUUCCAAUCACUUUCAUGUUAAUAUUGCGAAAGAAAUCACAACCUUUGGACGACUACAAUGUCAUUUCCUCUGUUUCCUGCCUCUGGCCUGUAUUGAACUUGGCUUGUUCAUGAUCUAGUGACAGGAAGAAUGUGUGGGAAAAUAAAAAGAAAUAUAUUUAUUUGUGGCAAC
Messenger RNA from Ixodes scapularis (black-legged tick), 1101 nucleotides. Its product is annotated as RWD domain-containing protein 4. NCBI's taxonomy places the organism in Eukaryota, Metazoa, Arthropoda, Arachnida, Ixodida, Ixodidae. The transcript is spliced from 6 exons. Gene Ontology annotation, molecular function: protein binding. The record is from RefSeq and is a predicted model, not a curated record. The coding region runs from base 300 to 860 and encodes 186 amino acids.